ACGUCAAUUCAUAUUCUCCAAAAUGACAAAAGCUACAGAGACGUUAUUGGCGUUGUCUGCGGUGGGUGCCGUGUACUUUGCAUUGUUGGCCAAGGUAAUUCCCAGCCCCCAGCUUUUCCACCAGGAAAUCUUGCCUUAUUUACCCCUCUGGGCCGUUGUUUCAUUGGGAUCCUACUCGUUGGCAGUAUUGGGGUACCGGGUAUUUUCCUUCAAGGACAAGCCCGAGAAGUAUAAGGAGUUGUUGGUGCAGAUAGACGAGGCCAGGGAGUUCUACAAGAGCAAGGGAAUUGACUUGGACGAGUAAUGUGUUAUAAUAAAUAUACAGUCUAUUGACGG
Yamadazyma tenuis ATCC 10573 is the source of this 336-nucleotide messenger RNA. The record is from RefSeq and is a predicted model, not a curated record. Lineage: Eukaryota; Fungi; Ascomycota; Pichiomycetes; Serinales; Debaryomycetaceae.